AUGGUAAACAACGCUAUUAAAAGUCUGAAAGAACGCGGCGGAUCGUCGCUGCAGGCGAUUAAGAAAUAUAUCGGGCACACUGAUUCAAAACAAAAGGCAAAGGUGCUUCGGUGUUCGUUCAAACUUGCCGCGAACGCUAAACAGAGCGGCGGCGAAAGCGGUGUUUCGGCUGGAAAAGCCAGGACCGCUAAGACGCCAGCGGCAAAAGCAAAAUCGAAGACAGCAAAGUCGAAGGGCGCCGCCAAACCUGCUUCGUCCCCUAAAAAGAAGUCUGCAUCCGCAGCGGGCACAUUAAAAAAGUCGUCGGCGAAACCUAAGACGACAGUCGAUAAGAAGAAGACCAUUCAGGGUAAGUCGACGAAAGCCUCAUCGGCCAAGGCAACGAGCAAAACGAAGAAAACCGUCAAGACCGCAGCCGCAAAGAAACCUAAAUCGCCAAAGAAGACAUCAAAAGUAGCCAAACCUUUGAAAAAAGCGUCACCGAAAAAGAAGUGA
This is a messenger RNA of Ctenocephalides felis (cat flea), 495 nucleotides long. Its product is annotated as histone H1-gamma, late-like. Gene Ontology annotation, molecular function: DNA binding; structural constituent of chromatin. Gene Ontology annotation, cellular component: nucleosome. Gene Ontology annotation, biological process: nucleosome assembly. The record is from RefSeq and is a predicted model, not a curated record. The transcript has 2 exons. The coding region runs from base 1 to 495 and encodes 164 amino acids. NCBI's taxonomy places the organism in Eukaryota, Metazoa, Arthropoda, Insecta, Siphonaptera, Pulicidae.